This is a messenger RNA of Cercospora beticola, 4282 nucleotides long. RefSeq lists its product as uncharacterized. Gene Ontology annotation, cellular component: spindle; nucleus; cell tip. Gene Ontology annotation, molecular function: microtubule plus-end binding. NCBI's taxonomy places the organism in Eukaryota, Fungi, Ascomycota, Dothideomycetes, Mycosphaerellales, Mycosphaerellaceae. The record is from RefSeq and is a predicted model, not a curated record. Gene Ontology annotation, biological process: cytoplasmic microtubule organization; establishment of mitotic spindle orientation; nuclear migration involved in conjugation with cellular fusion.
AACACACACCGUCAACAUUGGACACAAGCACCAACAGCGCCCGCCUCGCCCUGCGUCCCGCACACUUCAGAGCGCAUCGGUGCCAAUUAUGAGUAGCAUCGAUUCCUGGCCUGGCAGCGUGGACGAGGCCCAACACGAAGGACGCCAAAGAUGAGCAGCUCCGCCAAUCCAUGGCGUGUGGAGCAGAGAGUCGAGUUGAAUGAUGGGCGAGUGGGCACAGUGCGCUUCGUAGGCACGACAGCGUUUGCUGAGGGGCAGUGGGUCGGCGUGGUGCUCGAAGAGCCGUCGGGCAAGAAUGAUGGCUCCGUCCAAGGCAAGCGGUAUUUCGAGUGCACCGCUCCCUACGGCAUCUUCUGUCGUCCCAAUGGCAUUAGCGGCGUGGUCGAGGAGCCCAGAGCGAAACAAGCGACCAAGCCCGUUGGCAAUGGAGCGCCGGUCAAGGGACGACCGAGCAGCAUGCACGCAGCCGCGACAGGAGCCCGCCGGCAAACAUUGACCCAGCCUGGGCCAGGGAAGCGUGCUAGCGUUGUCGAAGGCACUCCCACGCCAGCACCUCGACUUGCCAGCGGCAUUCGCUCGCCUAUCAAGUCUCCCACCAAACAAUUGGGCACCGGCGCCACAUCCAGCGUCACCAGUGCAUCGACCUCGCGGACAGGUACGCCUCCAGUCGCCGGCAAGAGACCAGCAGCCUCCAAGCCGCGAACAAGCGUUGCUCCAGGCACUGCUGCUGCGGGCAGAAGGACGUCGACAGUGCUAGGAGUACCUUCUAAUGCGCCAGCUCGGCCCACCAAAGCUCCGGGCACUGUGUCCUCGCGAGCAGCCCCCGCCCGCACUUCUUUGGCCAAAACCGCUACUGCCGCCCGACCAUCUGUACCAGGACGACUGGGGAUCAAACCAGCAACACGCCAGCGUCUGAAUGCUACAACUGAAGAAGGCACCAGCGAUGAGGCCAGCGAGGCCGCUUCUACGCGGGACAGUAUCGUCUCUUCCUCGGCAGCCAGUCAACGGGACACAGACGCCGAGAACGAAGAGGAUGAUGACGAACAGGUCGAAGACACCGUUACGAGCUUCGCUCCACCACCUCCUCCAGUACCUACAUCACCGACCGCGAGCACAGCCCGAUCACGCAGGCCUUCCUCGCCGACUGCUGCGUCAAUACACUCGCAACGAACAAUUCGGAGCACAGCACAGGAUAAACGCCGUCUCGAAGAGCUCGAGGCUACGAACGAGCUGUUGAAACGCAGGCAGGCCGAAGAUCGAGGUUUGAAGCAGGAGCUGCAGAAGAUGCAAAAGGAACGCGAUGACGCGAGGAAUAUCAACGAUAAAUUGACGAUCAAGGCAAAGGCUCAACGAGAGGAGCUGGAAAAGCUCAAGAAAACGGUUGCCGACUACGAAACGCAGGUGAAGUCUGUAGAGGACUUGCAAGCUCAGCAUGACAUGGACUUAGAAGUCGCUCUGCUUGACCGUGAGAUGGCAGAAGAGAUGGCGGAGAACCUGAAGGCCGAUCUCGAAGAGGUUCGAGCGCGGAACCAAGAAAUCGAGCUGGAGCUCGACAUCCUGCGUGAAGAGAACAGUGAGCUGAGUAAAGAAAUGAGCCCAGAGGACAGGAAUAGUGCUGGUUGGUUACAACUGCAGAAGAGUAACGAUCGGCUCAAAGAGGCACUGUUGAGUUUACGUGAUAUGACAAGAGAUAAUGAGGCGGAACUGAAGGCACAAAUAACCGCAAUGGAAGAGCAGAUCAAGGACAUGGACAGUGUGAGGAGCCAACUGGAAGAGACAAUGGAGAAGCUGCUACGCGCUGAAGCGGACGGCAAUGACCUGCGGGAGCAACUCGAAGUGGCCCAAAAUGCAGAAGAGAUCAUGGAGAAGCUUUCGGACGAGAAUAUGACCCUGAAAGAGCAGAUUAACGACUUGAAUGCCAUCAUAGAAGACCUCGAAGACUUGAAGGAAGUUAACGACGAACUUGAAAUCAACCACGUUGAGACAGAAAAGCAGCUGCAAGAGGAAAUGGACUUCAAGGACAGCCUCUUGCUCGAUCGGGAACGCACUGCCAGGGAGCAGCAAGCAGCACUUGACGAGGCAGACUACAACAUCAGCCGGUUCCGCGCGCUCGUGAGCCAGAUGCAAAGCGAUUUGCAGGACCUUGAAGCCAGCAAGCAGAUCUCACAAGCCGAAGCCGAGGAACUAUCGAGCAAGUCGAGAGCCAUGCUCGACCUUAAUCACAAGCUACAGUCCAGUGCAGCCAAGACUCAAGUCAAGACGAUUGAUCUCGAGUUGCGGAAGAUGGAGGCCGACGAGGCAAAGGAACACCUGCAGAUCGUGCAGCUGUUCUUGCCCGAGUCUUUCCAGGCCGAGCGGGACAGUGUACGGGCCCUUCUUCGAUUCAAGAGGAUAGGCUUCAAGGCAACCUUAGUCCAAGGUUUCCUCAAGGAGCGUAUUUCGUCCUUUGGCACUCGCGGCUUGGACGAAGAAGCCUUCGCUGCCUGCGAUGCACUUGACAAACUCACGAUGAUGGCAGGUAUGGCCGAUCGCCUGACCAGGUCAAUUAGCCAUUGCUCUGCCCAGGCCUUUGCCAAUUACGGCGGAGCAUACUACGAGCUGGAAGUUGUGGAACGCACAAUGGAUAGCUAUGUCGACGCCCUUCGCCAAGAUGAACUCAAGGAAAGCGAGAUGACCGUUCGUCUUGGGCGUUCUAUCGAGGUAAUGACUCAUUUGUCUAGCCUCAAUCUGCAUAACGGGCUUGCGGACCAUGCCGAUGAUCUUGUCUCAAGAACGCAACUUUUACAGAGCCACCUCGAUAGCACAACGUCGGCUUUGCUCGUAACGAAGAUAUUGAUCGAAAAAGGCCUGCCAAAGCCAUCCGAAGAUGCAGAGUUUGAGGAUGAAAAUGUGACUGAUACCGCACUCAUCGUCAACAGGAUAAAGGGCAUUACAGAACUUGCCAGGAACGCAAAGGUUCUCUCAGGAAAGACGCUGCGCUCCUUGAUGGAAUUAGAGGAGCGAUCUUUGACGCUCGAAGAAUCUUUCAUCGAUAGGUUUGAGAGUGUCGAGCAGAUGGCCACUCAAAUCACGGCAUACGCUUGUCGUAGCGGCGCUGCCUUGCAAGAUCUCUUCGACGAGGAGGGACGCUCAGCACCUGUCACUCCAUCUGAUGUUAGCGCAGUGCUUUCAAGGACUGCUGCCAGCAUAUUCUCGCUUUCGUCUUCAGAGGCCGGGCCAUAUGCCACUCUCAAUACUCGCCUGCGCGAUUUGAGCGGCUUGCUGUCGGAUGUAGCUAGCAUACCGACGGACCUAGACAAUACGGUCGAGUUUGAACGAGCCGCAUCGCCUUGGGUUGCUCGCGCACAAGAGCUCAAGAACAUGAAGGAGGCCAACGUCGAUAUCGAGGCAGAGCUUGCUCGAGCCCAAGUCGCCAUCAAUGAGAGAGAUGGCUUGCUCAAGCAAAAAGAGGUGGAACUCAACGAGCAGACAGUAAGAAUCGAAAUGCUUGAGGCGCGCAUGAAAGAUGCGAGCAAGAGAUCAGCCAAGAUAGCGGAGCUUGAGAAAGAACUUCGGGAGGCGAAGACUGCAGAGAGCAAGGCAAAGGCUGAGCUUGCACGUUUCCAGCAAAGUGCCGCGGAAGAUAUUGACCGAGUCAGAGAGGAAAUGGCUCGGGUCACGGAGGAACGAAGGAAGCAGGGUCUCGGUGCCAAUGAAGGCAUUGACGGUGACGCAGUCGGGUCCAAUGCUGCUGCGGCCAUGCAGCGCCAAACGUAUCGAAUCGCAGGGUUGGAAGGUGCCGUGCGGCAUCUUAAGCACGAGAAUCACAAGCUGCGCCUGCCACAACGUCAAUUCUCCCGCAACGCCUGGCUGGAAGACUCGACAACGCUCACGACACAGCGAAGGCAGCACGUUGCGGCUCGUGUGGAGGGCGACCGUGCGCUUCAGACGCUCCUGGAGCUGGCGACACAACCAGCCAGUAUUGAUUUGACAAAGACACCGGACAACAAAUUAGCCUGGAGACCUGCGAAGCAAACUCCAAGAUGGCAGAUUGAAAUGCGCAAGGGCCAUUGGGCGGAGUUCGAGCAGUGGCGUGAGAGCCUAAUCAAUGCAACGGGUGAUAACAAUGGUGGGAUUCGGUUCAAAUCGGUUUCCCAGGGAGUACAGGUCUAGGUGCUGCUCCAAAGCAAGCGAAAGCAUCCUCUUUAGCGAAGAUACCCCAAAUGUGACAUGAGCGUGCUGUACUAUUACGAAAUUUGCACCUUCGCACCAUGAGCCUUAACUUGCAGCGAACGACCUAGUA